Molecule: messenger RNA, 405 nt
Organism: Rodentolepis nana
Lineage: Eukaryota; Metazoa; Platyhelminthes; Cestoda; Cyclophyllidea; Hymenolepididae
Source: the annotation of a GenBank genome assembly
AUGGCUGUCGUGAUUCGGUAUUUGGUAGAUCUUGGCUUGCCUAUUGAGGUUUGUGACCGAAAAGGGAAUACUCCAGUUCACUCCUGCAUAAAAUAUGGUUUAAAACGCAAGCGGUUUGAGAAAUGCUGCAAACUUUUGGUUUGUUUACUUGAAUCAAAUUUGGAGCUUCUUUACGUUCGAAACAACGAAGGAACAUCACCAUCAUAUCUUCUAGAGCAAUUAUGGCAAGAGUCAACACCAGAGGAACGCAAUAAAGGAGAUGCACUCGCUAGUUGUCGGAGCGUGAAGCGUGGAACUGGUGGGUCUCCUGUCGAAUGCUGGAUGCUGGAUGCGAUUUGGCAUCUGCAAUGUUAUUGGUCCGUGGUUGAAGCAAAAUAUGCUGCAGUCAAUUCUAAAUGGUUCUGA